This is a messenger RNA of Chaetura pelagica (chimney swift), 552 nucleotides long. Its product is annotated as olfactory receptor 12D2-like. The coding region runs from base 1 to 552 and encodes 183 amino acids. The record is from RefSeq and is a predicted model, not a curated record. The transcript has 4 exons. Lineage: Eukaryota; Metazoa; Chordata; Aves; Apodiformes; Apodidae.
AUGGGACCUGUUGGGGAAAUUAAGCCCAGAAACCAAACAGUCACUACUAAUUUCUUACUGUUGGGGUUUACCUUCCAAGGCAAGAUGCAACUCCUACUUUUCAUGCUGAUUUCCAUAAUAUUUCUGGCCAUUCUUCUAGAAAACAGGACCAUUUUGACUAUGGUAUCUGAUCCUCGGCUCCACAUGCUGAUGUACUUCUUCCUGGGCAAUCUCUCCUACCUGGACAUUUUCUACUCUACAGUCACUGUUCCCAAAAUGCCGAGUGGCUUUCUCCACUUCUUCCACUUCCUGGGCAGUACUGAGGCUAUGCUCCUGACCACCAUGGCCUAUGACCCCUAUGUGGCCAAUUGCAAUUCUUUGUGCCACACCCUUGUCAUGAGCUCACAGACUUGUUUGCUGCUGGCUGUGGCCAGCUGGUCCACUGAAUGUCUGGUACCAGGAAGCAAGAUGAAGUCUUUCUUCACCUGUGCCUCCCCCCUCACCAUUGUGGCACUGCUUUACAUAUCAGUGCUCUUCAAUUAUACACCACCCUCCUCUGGAAGCCCUCCCUAA